Molecule: messenger RNA, 4845 nt
Organism: Rhipicephalus microplus (southern cattle tick)
Lineage: Eukaryota; Metazoa; Arthropoda; Arachnida; Ixodida; Ixodidae
Product: cell adhesion molecule Dscam1-like
Biological process (GO): dendrite self-avoidance; axon guidance; central nervous system development
Cellular component (GO): axon; plasma membrane
Molecular function (GO): cell-cell adhesion mediator activity
Source: RefSeq, a predicted model, not a curated record
AUGACGCUCACGCUGCAGUUUUCAUAUCCUGUUUGGAGCACUCAACACGGCUUGGGUCCUCGGUUUCUGGAACCCCAGGUAUCCGAGCUGCGCUUCUCCAACACGACGGGGGCAUCGCUCAACUGUGCCGUUGCGGGUCAGCCUCCGCCGAGGGUCACGUGGUUGCGUGAAGGCGUCGAAGUGGAGCCACUCCAAGGACUCCUGCUUCUGCUUCCCAACGGCACGCUACGGUUCGCAGCCUUCGCAGCGUCCCAGUUUCGUCAAGAAGCACACAGUGCCACAUACCGGUGCAAAGCGGCAAACAUAUUCGGGGCCAUCCUGAGCACGGAAGUGCGCGUGCGAGCAGUUGUGGAGCAAUACUACGAAGUGCAAGUGUACGACGAGUUCACCAUCGCCGGAAACACGGCUGUUCUUCGAUGCCACGUGCCGUCCUUCGUCCGUGAUGACGUUAUCGUUAUGUCGUGGGAGCAGAAGGUUGCUGACAAGAUCGAUCUCAUUGUCAGUGGUGGUCGCAUGAGCGUGUUUCCUAGCGGAGAGUUGCAAGUGCGCCAAGUUCAACAGACCGACGGCACCACCGAGUUUCGCUGUCGCACCUGGCACCGACUUACCGGAGAAACCAAACUCAGUUCUUACGGCAGGCUUGUCGUGACAGAUAUGAAGGUGAAUGUGCCACCACGCAUUACAAACGUGCAAUCUUCUGUCAUCGCAAAAGAAGGUGACUCUGUGGAGCUGCCUUGUGCUGGCCAAGGAUACCCUCCACCGAAAUAUUUAUGGGAGAGACUGACUGGAGUUGACAAUGGGAGCCCCCACAAUCCCAUCGUCGUUGGAAGCUCGAGACACGAACCGACUGAAGGAUCGCUGUUAAUCCGCAAGGUGGAACCGCGGGACGCAGGAAAAUACCUGUGCCUGGUCACCAACGCGGUGGGCGAGGAACGGGCAACCAUCACGCUGAACGUGCGAUCCCCUGUUGAGGCAAGUCUAGCACCCGAUGUGCUCAAUGCUCAUGUUGGCCAGCCGGCAUCCCUGCGUUGCGCUUCGGCUGGUCGACCGCCACCCCGAGUCAGGUGGUUAAAGGACGCUCAGGAGCUUCUGGACGACGGGGUGCGCAUUCGUCUGCUCGAUGACGGACACCUCAUGCAGCUUGCCACUGUUUCCAACCAAGACGGCGGCGUGUAUCAGUGUCUGGCCUACAACACUCUCGCCCAGGCGCAGGCAUCGGCACAGCUCAUUCUUGGAGACACCGCUCCAGUUCUACUGGAAUCACCCAAGGACUUCAAAGUGAAACCCGGCGACUCCUUGCUUCUUAAGUGCGAAGCCACAGGUUCACCGGUACCCAAGAUAACGUGGAGCGUUGAUGGCAUUCCUGCUCGCCACAUAAAAUCAUCCAGCAGGGUCAACAUCAGCGAGGUAUGCAAAGUCGAUGCUCAUGCCUACUGGGCUGAUUUUCGAGGAAGCGAACUUUACGUAAAUAUUUCUCGCAUACGGACCGAAGAGGCCGGCCUGUGGCGAUGCGUCGGCGUCAACUCGGCUGGUGCGGCAGAGGCCACUGCGCGCGUGGCCGUGCGCGGACCACCUGAAGUACGACCCUUCCGAUCCAACCGCACCGCAGUGGCCACCGAAGCGCUGGAGAUGCACUGCGCGCUGCUCACCUACCCAAUCAAAUCUGUUCACUGGGAAAAGGACGGGCGUAAGCUACCCUUCCACCACCGUCAGAAGGUUUUCGCCAACGGCACUCUGCUGCUUCUGGCCACCACUGUUCAGGACGCAGGAAAGUACACCUGCGUGGUUACCAACGAGCAAGGACAGAAUGCCAGCGCUAGCCUUCACGUCAUCGUUAAAGUUCCCCCACUUAUCGAGCGAUUCGCCUUCGACGAGAACCUAUACGAGGGCAUGCGCACUCGAGUCUACUGCAACAUCGCUCGUGGUGACCAUCCUGUCCGUAUCACGUGGCUUCGAGACGGACAGCCCGUGAAGUCCAGUCCCGACAUCGAAGUUCGCGUGCUCGACCCCUUCUCAGUAGCGCUGGUCAUCGACAGCCUGAGUCCCGAGCACGACGGUAGCUACACGUGCGUGGCAUCCAACACUGCGGCCAAGGUCAACUACACGGCGCCGCUCAGGGUUCACGUGCCUCCACAUUGGAUUAAGGAACCAGUGGACACAUCAACCGUGGAAGGCCACAGUGCGAGCAUUGACUGCGUUACCGAUGGACACCCAACACCGAGAGUCACAUGGCACAGGGGAGUCGAACCAGGCGCCACGGAAUACCGACAGAUCAUGAGUGGCCCAGACUACCAAGUUUUCGAAAACGGCACGCUGCGUGUCGCACAAGCGCGGGUCUCGGACCGGGGUUCGUACCUGUGCCAAGCUACCAAUGGCGUCAGCACUGGACUCAGCACGGUCAUCACUCUCAACAUCCAUGUGCCAGCGCGCUUCAACGAGUCCUACCGGAACCAGACCGUGCAGCGGGGUCACAGCGUCGCCCUCGAGUGCAGGGCCUCUGGCGAUGCGCCCAUCAACAUCAGCUGGAGCCGCAACGGACGCUGGCUGGACACCCACAAAUUGCGGGGUUCACGCGUGAAGACCAAGUCGCUGCCGGACGGCCUUGUGUCCACUCUGUCAGUGCCUGGGGCACAGCGGGAGCAUUCGGGAAUAUACGUGUGUGAAGUGGCUAACAGCUACGGACAAGACGAGAAGCACAUCCGGCUAAUCGUGCAAGAACCUCCAGAAACACCUGUCGGAUUCAACGUCACCGGCGUCACCAGUCGUUCAGCGAGCCUCACCUGGAGAGAGCCGUACAACGGCAACAGUCCCAUCCUGUCCUAUCUCAUACAGUGCAAGAACGCUUCUGCUACGUGGUCAGUGGACGCGGACUCGUGGGUCCGCAAUAUGAGCGCUGAUCGUGACCAAACGUCGUGGACGGUGCGCAGUCUACAGCCUUCAACCUCGUACCACUUGAGGGCAGCCGCGGUCAACGCGCUGGGUGUGGGACCCUUCACCCAUCCACCAUUGUUGAUCACGACGGACGAGGAAGUGCCUGGAGGUCCGCCAACACAUGUUUCCGUCCAAACAUUAGGACCUCAGUCUCUAAAAGUUACUUGGAAGCCUCCGGUUCCCGAACUUCGUCACGGCAGCAUCCGGGGCUACUACGUGGGCUACAAGCUGCACAAUUCGAGCGACCUGCACCUGUACAAGACGGUCGAGAGCGGAGGAGAGGGGGACGAGGCACCCGCAGAGUGCGUGCUCAACAACCUGCGCAAGUUCACCAAGUACAGCGUGUUGGUGCAGGCGUUCAAUGCCGUGGGCGCCGGACCGCGUUCAGACGAGGUCAUCGUCUAUACUGCGGAAGACGUGCCUCAGGUGGCUCCGUCGGGCGUCCGCUGCUCAGCCAGUUCGACCACGAGCCUUCGUGUCUCAUGGGCAGUGCUACACGAGAAAAGUCUGGACGGCCUCCAUAAGGGUUACCGCAUCCUCUACGUGACGAUUGAUCACGAUCUUUAUGUCGUCCUUGAUGGCGUGGAGCCUUUCCGCAACUACAGCGUCCGCGUAGCCGCUCGCACUGGCGCCGGCACGGGUGCAUUCAGCGAGCCAGUGCACUGCAACACACCCGAAGACGUGCCUGAAGCACCUGCGGACAUCAAGGCACUAAUCUUGGCACCAGACGCCAUCCUUAUCAGCUGGCUUCCACCACCCAAAGCAAAUGGCGUGCUCCAGCGCUACACUGUGUACAGCCGAGUUCAUGCCCACGCGCCCAGCCAGCCGGGUUCAGGUGGUGUGCCGGCGCGACCGGUGUCCGUGCCGUCCUCCCAGUUCUGGCACGAGACCCGAGGCUUGCGCACGGGUCAGCGCUACGAGUUCUGGGUGACCGCGUCCACCGGAGCCGGUGAGGGACCGGCCACGCGCAUCGUCACACAGAAUCCGGAAGUACGGGCUCCGGCACGCAUAGCGUCCUUCAGCCGGGAAGUGGCAGUUGCACUGAAACAAGACCUGGAGCUUCCCUGCAGGACAGCGGGACAACCGACACCAGUGAGGGAGUGGCGGACAAGCUCUGGCCCCUUGCGGGAGAGUGACCGUAUUCGAGUGCUGCCCUCGGGCACCCUACACAUCGAGGCAGCCGAGUCAGAUGACGCCGCCAACUACACCUGCCACGCACACAACCUGUACGGAAGGGACGCUGUACAAUACACAGUCCGAGUGCAUGAGUACGAGGUCCACUACAAAAAGCAUCAGGGCUCCUGGGACUUGCUGCGCGUGGCUCCACCGCAGCCUAGAUCCAUCGGCGAAGCUGGAGCGAGAGACACACAUUUGACGUCCACGUUGGCCUCGGCCAUUAGCGUCAACAGCAGCUGGUUGGCUCACGAACUAACUGGCCUGUCGUGUGGCACGCAGUACCACAUCUACAUCGUGGCCGGCCGACAGGGUCGCAGCGAGCCCAGUGACACCGUUUUCGCAAGGACGCAAGGGGGAGUGCCAACGUCGCCUAAGCGGGAGGCCUUCGUGACGCCGAACGUGAACUCGUUGACACUUCUUCCGUCCUCCUGGGCGUCGAAUCAAUCCGGCUGCCCCGUGUCGCACCUGGCUGUCGAGUACAGACCACGUGACAGCUCGGGACCCUGGACGGUGGCUUCACGCGCACUGCAGCCGCGAGAGGGUCCCAUGACGCUGCACCACUUACGGCCAGACACCUGGUACAACUUGCGUGUCAUGGCGCACACCGAUGCCGGCACAACCGCAGCCGAAUAUGUCAUCCGCACUUUGCCAGCUUCUGCCACGGUCGCAGGCACCGUUCUCCCAGAGUUGAUGGUCGUGAACGGCGGUGGUGCCACUGACGGGAUCUGCCGCUGUUAG